UUAACAACUCGCAACACAGACCUCCUUAAAAAUGUACAAGUUGGUGGUGUUGUCCGCUCUCGUAGCCGUCGUCGUGGCCAAACCCAGUGGAGUAGCGUACUCCGGCCUGGCUUACUCUGCUCCUGCUGUGCUUUCAGCUGCGGUAGUGCCAUCUGCCGUCAGCUCCUCCUACAGGACCGACAUCCACAGCAGCCCCUUGGUUGCCACUUAUGCCGCCCCUGCUGUAGUCGCUGCUCCCGUCGUCCAAAAAACCAUCGUCGCCGCUCCCGUAGCUGUACCAGCUGCCGUCAGCUCUACCUACAGGAAGGAUAUCAUCACUCCAUCAAUCACCGCUUACGCUGCCGCUCCAGUGUUGGCUCCAGUGGUGCAAAAAGCCGUUGUAGCCGCCCCUGUUGCCAUUCCCGCCGCUGUCAGCAGUUCCUACAGGAGCGACGUCAUCGAGAGCAAACCUGUGGUCAGCGCUAUCAGCUACGGUGCCUAUGCUCCAGCUAUCAAGGCCUGGUGAAGAGAGGACUGAUAGAACUGAAUCCAAAUCUGUAUAUAAAGAAAUGCGUGCUAUUUAUUAUUAAAAAAAAAUGUUUGCGA
Molecule: messenger RNA, 585 nt
Organism: Anoplophora glabripennis (Asian longhorned beetle)
Lineage: Eukaryota; Metazoa; Arthropoda; Insecta; Coleoptera; Cerambycidae
Gene: MFK3-15
Product: cuticle protein 16.5-like
Exons: 1
Coding region: 32-505 (157 amino acids)
Source: RefSeq, a predicted model, not a curated record